CGCUGCUGCUGCUGCUGCUGGCGCAGCUGGCAGGCCGAGCGGUGGCCGCCUCGAAGGCCCCGGUGUGCCAGAAAAUCACGGUGCCCAUGUGCCGCGGCAUCGGCUACAACCUGACGCACAUGCCCAACCAGUUCAACCACGACACCCAGGAGGAGGCGGGCCUGGAGGUGCACCAGUUCUGGCCGCUGGUGGAGAUCCACUGCUCUCCGGACCUGCUCUUCUUCCUGUGCUCCAUGUACACGCCCAUCUGCCUGCUCGCGUGGCCCGAGCGCAUGAGCUGCGACCGCCUCCCCGUGCUGGGGCGCGACGCCGAGGUCCUGUGCAUGGAUUACAAUCGCAGCGAGGCCACCACGGCGCCUCCUAGGCUCCUCCCGGCCAAGCCCACCCUCCCAGGCCUGCCGGGGGCCCCCUCCUCGGGAGGUGAGUGCGCCGCCGGGGGCCCGUCGGUGUGCAAGUGCCGGGAACCCUUCGUGCCCAUUCUGAAGGAGUCGCACCCGCUGUACAACAAGGUGCGGACGGGCCAGGUACCCAACUGCGCGGUGCCCUGCUACCAGCCCUCCUUCAGCCCCGACGAGCGCACGUUCGCCACCUUCUGGAUCGGCCUGUGGUCCGUGCUGUGCUUCAUCUCCACCUCCACCACCGUGGCUACCUUCCUGAUAGACAUGGAACGCUUCCGCUACCCUGAGCGCCCCAUCAUCUUCCUGUCCGCUUGCUACUUGUGCGUGUCUUUGGGCUUCCUGGUGCGCCUCGUAGUGGGCCAUGCCAGCGUCGCCUGCAGCCGCGAGCACAGCCACAUUCACUACGAGACCACGGGCCCCGCGCUCUGCACGGUAGUCUUCCUGCUGGUCUACUUCUUCGGCAUGGCCAGCUCCAUCUGGUGGGUCAUCCUGUCGCUCACCUGGUUCCUGGCAGCCGGCAUGAAGUGGGGCAACGAGGCCAUCGCCGGCUAUGCGCAGUACUUCCACCUGGCCGCGUGGCUCAUCCCCAGCGUCAAGUCCAUCACGGCACUGGCCCUGAGCUCCGUGGAUGGGGAUCCGGUGGCCGGCAUCUGCUAUGUGGGCAACCAGAACCUGAAUUCGCUGCGCGGCUUCGAUAAAGCCCACCUGCUUCCCUGA
Molecule: messenger RNA, 1115 nt
Organism: Myotis davidii
Lineage: Eukaryota; Metazoa; Chordata; Mammalia; Chiroptera; Vespertilionidae
Gene: FZD5
Product: frizzled class receptor 5
Exons: 2
Coding region: 87-1115 (342 amino acids)
Biological process (GO): canonical Wnt signaling pathway; non-canonical Wnt signaling pathway
Cellular component (GO): plasma membrane
Molecular function (GO): Wnt receptor activity; Wnt-protein binding
Source: RefSeq, a predicted model, not a curated record